Messenger RNA from Rana temporaria (common frog), 3735 nucleotides. RefSeq names its product zinc fingers and homeoboxes 2 (gene ZHX2). The transcript is spliced from 4 exons. Gene Ontology annotation, biological process: regulation of transcription by RNA polymerase II. The coding region runs from base 448 to 2826 and encodes 792 amino acids. Lineage: Eukaryota; Metazoa; Chordata; Amphibia; Anura; Ranidae. The record is from RefSeq and is a predicted model, not a curated record. Gene Ontology annotation, cellular component: nucleus. Gene Ontology annotation, molecular function: DNA-binding transcription factor activity, RNA polymerase II-specific; DNA binding.
GGCCCCUCCCCCCUGACAAUGGGCGCUCCGGGGAGAUCUCAGUGCGCAACUUUGCGGAAGAUCGGAGCGGAGAUCGCGCGGAGUUGCGGGAGGGAUCGUAUGCAAAUCGGGCGGAUGACGUGCAGAUCAUGUGGCUUUUGGCGUAGAUUCCCCGCUGAUGGUCGGAGGAUUUGUGUCUCCCGAUGGCCGGGGAGGAGAAGGGAGGAUUGUGUGCCGGGUGUCCGAUCUCCGUACAGCCGCAGGUUAUGCUGAGACCAUGGAAUAUCGUGUGACACAUGGAUUAGGGAUCCAUGAUGAGCAAGUUAUGAUCUGAGGCAUAACAAAUUCCAAACCUAUGCAGAUUCGGGAAGUACAAUACAAUUCAUACUGGAUGAUCUGUGGAUUAUAAACGUAUUAAAGUUAUUUUAUUUGUUCAACCUCCUACUGAAGAAGUAGUUAAGGAGCAGCAUGGCUAGCAAGAGAAAGUCUACAACACCAUGCAUGGUCCGGGCUUCUGAGCUUGUAGACCAAGAUGAUCAGGAUAUGGACAUUAUAAGUAAUGCCAAUACACCCAGUCCUGAAAUCGAGAAAGACUGGGCUGGGGACAAGGAAAAGGCUGCUGAGAACAAUGAAGCGGUGGAAAGUAAGCCUCCUGAAAAUCAAUCCAAAAGGCUUCAGGGUGGUUACGAGUGCAAGUAUUGUCCAUACGUAACGCAGAACCUUAAUGAAUUUACUGAACAUGUAGAUAUGCAACACCCAAACGUCAUUCUUAAUCCUCUCUAUGUUUGUGCUGAAUGUAAUUUCACAACAAAAAAAUAUGAUUCUCUAUCCGAGCACAAUUCAAAGAAUCACCCCGGAGAGAGCAACUUCAAAUUAAAACUCAUGAAGCGCAAUAAUCAGACUAUCUUGGAACAAUCCAUCGAGGGUGGUGGUGGUGGUGAUUCUAGCACCCACGACAACACUGAGACUGAUGAUAAUGCGUCAGGCAUAUCAAUUCCUAAAAUGCCCAUUAUGAAGCUUGGAAAAAGCCGAUUGGAUGGAAGGAGGACAUCAAGGAGGAAUGUGGAAUCUUUGCUUGACUUUAAAUUUGGCAUCAGUGCAUCUCUCCCGGAAAUGAACGGCAUUUCUGGGGAUGGUCUAACUCACGUCAUGCCAUCUGUUCAACUUCCACCCAACAUCCACCUUCUUCCAAAAGUUGCGGUGCCCCUGAACAGCAACAAAUAUAACUCGGCGCUUGACACUAAUGUAACUUUGAUCAGUUCAUUUAACAAAUUUCCUUACCCAACACAGGCAGAGCUGUCAUGGUUGACUGCGGCUUCAAAACACCCUGAAGAGCAAAUUAGAAUCUGGUUUGCUACCCAGAGAUUAAAGCAUGGUAUAAGUUGGUCCCCGGAAGAGGUAGAGGAGGCCAGAAAGAAAAUGUUCAAUGGGACUAUUCAGUCUGUUCCCCAGACCUUCACAGUAUUACCAGCCCCCUUAACUACUACGGCUAAAAUUGCACAGCCGAUUAUCCAGACUGCAGUACCGUGUCAAUUCAUCGGUCAGCCCGGUCUAGUUUUCACUCAAGUAACAAAUGCUCCUGUGGUUACGCUUCCUUCAGUCCCUGUUAGUAUUGGCACUACUCCAAGUCAAACCCAGAAACGCACCAUGCAGAGCCCCCAAGAGGCUCCUGAGCCAAAGCGUCAGAGUACCGGACAGGUUCCCUCUCCAUCUACUCACAGGUCACAUUCUGUGUCCUCAAGAAAUGAGCGCAAAAAGACCCAUGAACAGAUAGGGCUUUUGAAAGCUAGUUUUGUGGUGAGCCAGUUCCCUGAUGAUGCCGAAGUUUACAGGUUAAUAGAUGCUACUGGCUUGGCCAGAGGUGAAAUUAAGAAAUGGUUUAGCGACCACAGGUAUAGAAGUCAGAGAGGUCUUGUUAAUAUCACCAGUGAAACCUUAAUCAAAGACCAGCUGUCUGGCCGGACCCGUCGCCCUUAUCAUUACAGGGGUUUGAGCCAAAAGAAUGCACUGACGACAGAGGAUCAAAUUCAAUGUCUUGAAAAUAGUUUUGUGAAAAACCCAUAUCCCACACAAGCGGAAAUUACUUGCUUGCGAUCGGAGGUAAAAAUGUCCAGAAGAGACAUCGAUUUGUGGUUCUCCGAUAGAAGAAAGAUGAAAGAUUCCGUGGAGCAAGAAGUUUUAGACUCUAUGGGCUCUGAAAACGAUGGAUUUAUCAACGGGGCAACGACGCAUUCUGGGGGCUCUUCCCCACAAAUCAAAUCAAGACAGGAGCAGCUCCAUCUCUUAAAAAGUACCUUUGCGAGAACCCAGUGGCCGUCUCCACAGGAGUACGACCAACUAGCAGCACAGACUGGGCUCGUUAGGACGGAAAUUGUAAAAUGGUUUAAGGAUCACCGCUGUGUUCUCCGAACUGGCAGUUUAAGAUGGAUGGAGCAAUACCGCAAAAAUUAUGAACGCUCUUUAGAAGAACGAAAAAGGUUCAUCAAAAUGGUGUCGGCCACAAAGGCAGGCAAAGAGAUUCUAGUGGAGUAUUUCCAGGAAUAUGGCCAGCUGCACGAAGAGGACCUUGAUCUUCUUAUGCUCAAGUCUAAAAUGAAUUCUGAGGAAAUCAAGGUUUGUUUAGGGGAAAUGCAGGAACAAGCGGCUCUAGAUCAGCUUGACAUUGAUCAGGAUGAUAAAUACGAUACGGAGAGUGAACCCAAGGACUGGAACAGGUCAUUACAUGAUGAUGAGGACAUUAUUUCAGAUGGUGGGGACAGCUGGAGCCAUCCUGGACCGGAUACCCUAGAUGACACGGUGGACUAUGAGUAUGAAAAUACUCCCAACGAGGACUCCAACCAGGUGUAAGGGCAAGUGGAGAAGAUCUUGAAUACUGACGAUUAUAGCAGAGAUUUAUUUUCCUACUGUCAAUAAGAAUUCAUGCUGUUGUUGUGUUUUUUUGGAUCGGCCCCCCUGUCCAUGCACUCGUCUUUGUUUAUAAAACUGAAAAGUUCUUUUUUGCCAAAGAACUAAAAUCCUUUCAGACUUUGUACAAUUCUUCCUGCCCAUAUCCUCUUUACUGGAACUGCUUUCAAGUGUGGGAUUCAUUGGAUACGCAAUUUAUUAUAAUUUUUUUUUUUUAUUAUUAAAAUUUGCAUUGUUUAGAAUUAGUAACCACUAAGUUGUCGAAUUUGUUCCUUUUUGUUGUGUAUAUAGAACAUAUAUAUUUAAGUCCUUGUGGAAGAGCCAUGGAAUAAUAACGGGACCACUGCCUUUGUUGGAGUGUCGAGCUGGGUGGGUUCGAUUCUUAGCGGAAGGGGGGGAGGGGGUGCAAAACGUCCAGCUCAAGGAGAGCACCUGAUUUCUUAAUAUCUGCUGUUUUUUUUAUUUUAUUCUAUCAGUAUGAACUGUCUCCUUCUGAAAAACCAACCAUUGGCAUAUCAGGGUUUCCACAUUCAGCCAAUUUAGACACAAACUUAAAAUUUAAAAGGGCUUCCUGUUGUUUUUUUUUCUUUUUUAGGUUUACUUAAUUUGUUCUUCAAGUACUAAAGAGAGACAGUAGUUAAGGAGUCGCUAAUAUUAUGUAUGUGUGGAAUAGUUUAACUUUUCAGAAAGACUAAUUUUUGUUUUUGUAUUUUUGUAAUAUAUAAAAUUGAUCUGAAAGACGUGAGCGUUUUAGGCCUAGGUUAUCCUACCCUGUGAGUGCACUUUCAGAAUAACUUUUUAUUUUCUCAGUUUGGAUCCCUCAUCUCCUAAAUGUAUAUGAUUUAAAAAAAA